AAGUCCUUACUUCUGUUGGAGCCUUUGGGAGCAUGACGCCUUUUAUUCAGCCCGCCUACGGUACUAGUGAAAUGCCGCAGAAUAUGUGUCGUGUUGCCGCAGUAUGGGAUGCCACCUUUGUGCUGCGACGUAGUCUACUUUUGCCCUGUUGUCAUCGGGAGAAAAGUGCUGUGGAUCGAAGCACGCCGUCGAUUGAGAUGAGCAACCGUCAGCGUGUAAAGACGAAGGUGGUAUUGGUGCCCCGCACAUUGGCCAGCCAUUUCUUGGCGUCGUCAUCAUCGUCUUCUUCUUUUUCUCCUGCUCCCGCCGAAACACUGACGGUGACGGAGCAUAAUAAUAAUAACAUUAUUAACAAUAAGGUGCGUUUCUCUCGCGUCAUUAUGGUUGCAACGACGCCGCUUGUCUCAUGGACCGCACUGCGAUCUGCCGGCUGCACGGAUGACGAAGUGGCUGGAAAAGAUGAUACGAUACAGUCGUUUCCGCCGCUCUUCCUUGCACUGUGUGAGGUACGGCCUGGUGUGGUGGUGCACAUCCAGCAGGUGAGCGCCGCCUCGGAACAGGCACCAAACGAUGGGAGUUCUGUUGUUGUGCAUUUCACAGCAAAUGCGCGGGAGAUGGGCGCGGAGGAACUGCGCCAGUUUGUUUCGCAAACAUUUGUGCGGUAUGCUUCCUCUCCAGAUGUUAAUAACUGUCAUUGGGUGGAUUCGACGGCGUUGCUCUUUCUUGCCUCCUUCACCGUGAGGGAGGAAGUGGAGGCGCUGCGGGGUUUUGUCCGUCCCGUUGCAGUUGACGGGUCCGACGUCAGUGAGACACGCAAAGCCCACCCGUACGCCGUGGAGGAAUACCGCAAGCGCCUGCGUAAACAGCGGCAGAUAUGUGGCGGGGACUCGGAUGGUGGCGAUUACUCUCCCAUCAUUUUGCCUGUGCAGACACUUUUUCCGAACCUUAUUGACGAUGGCGCGUAUCUUCGGGCAGCACGGCAGUUGUAUGACGAGGUGGUGAAGAGGCUGCAGCCACAAGAGGGCAGCGGUAAGACGUACACAUUCCUCGAACGACUACCACCGAUUUCCGGGCUGGAGUUGUGA
This is a messenger RNA of Trypanosoma cruzi, 1085 nucleotides long. RefSeq lists its product as uncharacterized. The transcript has a single exon. The record is from RefSeq and is a predicted model, not a curated record. The annotation marks the transcript as partial. Gene Ontology annotation, cellular component: nucleus; cytoplasm; cytosol. Gene Ontology annotation, biological process: vesicle-mediated transport; small GTPase-mediated signal transduction; protein geranylgeranylation. NCBI's taxonomy places the organism in Eukaryota, Euglenozoa, Kinetoplastea, Trypanosomatida, Trypanosomatidae. Gene Ontology annotation, molecular function: GDP-dissociation inhibitor activity.